This is a messenger RNA of Rotaria sp. Silwood1, 1422 nucleotides long. The record is from the annotation of a GenBank genome assembly. Lineage: Eukaryota; Metazoa; Rotifera; Eurotatoria; Philodinida; Philodinidae.
AUGUUAUCAAAAGGAUAUCAACGUCAUCAUGCGCUCUUAAAAACAUCAAAAUUCUCAGAUCAAUCAAAACAAUCAACUUCAGGUACUUUAUCACCUGAUACAAUAGCCACAACAUCAAGUGGCUAUUCAACAGGUGAUUCAUCGAUUUCGACAACUAUGAUUUCAACAUCGAAAAAAUCAUCAUCUUCAAUAACCUCUAAUCAACAUAAAACAAAAUCAAAGGGUUUUCUUAAUUUUAUAAAUAAAUUAAAAAAUUUUAUAAUUCCAUCGAAAAAUAAACUUGUACAUUCAACAACAUCAAAAGAAAUGCCACCAACAAAUACAUUUGAUCAAUAUUCAACAUCGUACGAUAUUCCAUCAUCAACAAUAACAACCAAUAAUACAACAUCCAUUCCAUUUACAUAUUAUCAUCAUUCACCAAUAAAAUCUAAAUAUUAUACUCAACAAAAUCAUGUAUCUUAUGUAACUAAAGCAACUAAUUUUGAAAAAAUUUCUGCAUGGCUUGAUCAUACAGAAAUGAUGAAACAUGACCGACCAUAUUUUGAUGAGUUAUUGUUUAUUGAUGAAAUGCAAGAACAAUCAAUAUCACCAUCUCCUAUUGAAAUCGAUUAUCAAAUAAUCAUGAAAAAGAUUUCAUCAUCUAUUAAAACACCUAAACGAAGUACAUCGUUGGUUGCUACAUUAAAUCGACCAGUAAUUGAAAAAAAACAAUAUGACAGAGCAGUUUCUCCUACAGCAUCAUUCACAUCAUCGAUUCUUACAAAAGGAAUGUUUGAAAGAAUGACACCACAAAAACCUUCUCAUCAAUCUCGUACAAAUCUCACAGAUGAACAAACAACCAAUUUAUUAGUAAAACCAAAUCGUCGUCGUGCAAUUGAUUUUUCACGACGUCGAACUGUUGCUAGUUUAACUGAACAACAUUAUAUUAAUAAUCAUAAUAACAAUAAUAAUAAUGAUAAAGAAAAUGUUCCAAUCAAUCAUCGACAACAAAUCUACCGGUUUUCUCCUUCAACAUCUACUAAUAUUCCAACAAAAAAAUAUUAUUUUCAUCCAAAACCAUCUGUAAAAAAUGAAGAUAUAUUAAUGAAUUCAUAUGGAUUAACACUUCUUCAACAACAACAACCUAUACAGCAACGACAAUCUCUAUCUUCUAUUGUAAUGACACCGAAAAUUCCUGACAAUUCUUCAAUAAAUUCAUUACAUAAACAACAAAAUCGUCGAUCAUCUAUUCAAUUACCCCAACAACAAUAUUCAUCUGAUUCAUUGGAUGAUUUACUUUGUGAUCGUGAAGUAGAAAGUUAUUUUUAUCCACAUAGACGACAAUCUCCUACUUCUGUUCCGCAACAUGUUUAUAUUAAUUUAGAAACGCCAUCCAAUUAUUAUCCACCACCACCACCUUAUAUUCAUGGUACACUGUGUUGA